AUGAUGCAACAUGUUUCAAUUAUCAAGUAACGUAUGUACACAAAUUCCUACAGUAUCACCGUAUUCAAUUCACUGCCUUGGUAACUCUUAUUGGAAGUACAGUGUUGGUUUGAGACGCUUUUUCUAAGCUAAAAACUAUGGCGCCAGUUGUUGAAAAAAUUGCAGAACUUGGCAAGUAUACAGUUGGAGAAGGUCCUCACUGGGAUCAUGAAACUCAGACCUUAUAUUUCGUCGACACCGUAGAGAAAACUUUUCAUAAAUAUGUACCUUCUCAGAAAAAAUACACGUUUUGUAAAGUAGAUAAACUGGUUUCUUUCAUUAUUCCCCUUGCUGGAUCCCCUGGCCGUUUUGUAGUCAGUUUGGAACGUGAAAUAGCCAUUCUUACAUGGGAUGGCGUUAGUGCUGCACCUACAAGCAUAGAAGCUAUUGUUAAUGUCGAACCACACAUUAAAAAUAACAGACUCAAUGAUGGCAAAGCAGAUCCUCUUGGCAAUCUAUGGACAGGUACAAUGGCUAUUGACGCUGGUCUCCCCGUAGGACCGGUCACUGGCAGUUUAUAUCAUUUAGGGGCUGAUAAAAAGGUAAAAAUGCACGAGAGCAACAUAGCUAUAGCAAAUGGGCUCGCGUGGAGUAAUGAUUUGAAGAAAAUGUAUUAUAUUGAUUCGGGAAAAAGAAGAGUAGACGAGUACGAUUAUGAUGCUUCUACAUUAUCCAUCAGCAAUCAACGGCCAUUAUUUACUUUUGAAAAGCAUGAAGUGCCUGGAUAUCCAGAUGGUCAAACAAUUGAUGAGGAGGGUAAUUUAUGGGUUGCCGUUUUCCAAGGACAGCGAAUUAUUAAAAUCAGUACCCAACAACCGGAAGUGUUACUGGAUACCGUAAAAAUACCAGAUCCUCAGGUCACCUCUGUUGCAUUUGGCGGGCCGAAUUUGGAUGAACUGUAUGUAACAUCUGCUGGUCUUCAGCUUGACGACAGUUCUUUUGACAAAAGUUUAGUUAAUGGGCACGUCUACAGAGUAACAGGUUUAGGCGUCAAAGGUUUCGCGGGAGUUAAAGUGAAGCUAUGAAACAUUUCAUGUGACUUUUGUAUUUUGUUAUACUAUCGGCGAAUAAAAUAUGAAUAAAUCAAAA
Messenger RNA from Photinus pyralis (common eastern firefly), 1128 nucleotides. Its product is annotated as regucalcin-like. The transcript has 6 exons. Gene Ontology annotation, molecular function: gluconolactonase activity; calcium ion binding. Gene Ontology annotation, biological process: L-ascorbic acid biosynthetic process. The coding region runs from base 138 to 1064 and encodes 308 amino acids. NCBI's taxonomy places the organism in Eukaryota, Metazoa, Arthropoda, Insecta, Coleoptera, Lampyridae. The record is from RefSeq and is a predicted model, not a curated record.